AUGUCACAGGCUGGCAUUCGAAUCGCCAUCGACCGCGGUGGCACUUUCACAGACGCCUGGGCCCAAAUCCCCGGCCACCAUACUGAUAUCAUCUUCAAAGUUCUUUCCGUAUCACCCGAUGAAUACGAUGAUGCGCCUACAGAAUGUAUCCGACAAAUCCUGGAGAUUGCCAGUGGCAGAGUCAUUCCCCGAGGUACACUUUUGGAUCUCGAGCCUGUCGAGUCCAUCCGAAUGGGUACUACAGUUGCCACGAACGCAUUACUCGAACGCAAAGGCGAGAGAGUCGCCCUGCUUAUUACCAAGGGAUUCCGUGAUCUUCUCAAGAUUGGAAACCAGGCUCGACCUAAUAUCUUCGAUCUCUCAGUACAGCGGUUGACUCAACUAUACGAGGCCGUGGUCGAGAUUGACGAGAGAGUUACGAUUGAAGGCUUUUCAGAGGAUCCAGAGCCUAAGACGAUCGACGUGGAUUCUGACCCGGAGCUGCAGAUUGGUCUGACAGGGGAAGUUGUCCGAGUACUACGCGCUCCAGAUCUGGAAGCAGUUCGAAAAGACCUGCUUUCACUUUGGGACCGAGGCUAUCGCUCUGUGGCCCUCGCACUUAUGCACUCAUAUACGUUCCAAGAGCACGAGACUGCCGUCGCAAAGAUUGCUCGGGAGCUUGGCUUCAGAGUUACAGUCUCGUCGGAACUACAAGCUAUGGCGAAAAUUGUGCCUCGCAGUCAGUCAGCCGUUGCUGAUGCUUAUCUCUCGCCUAUGACUGAGAAGUACUUGGAUGGAUUUAGGAAGGGGUUCAAGGGCGGACUCGAAGAUGAUAAUGCGAGAAAAGUCUUUGUCAAUCAGUCUGAUGGCGGAUUGACCUCGAUUGCGAAUUUCUCUGGCCUUCGCGGCGUGCUAAGUGGACCAGCUGGCGGCGUGGUCGGCAUGUCUCGAACGUGCUAUGAUGCAGAGGAUGGAACGCCCGUUUUGGCGUUUGAUAUGGGCGGUACUAGCACCGACGUGGCCAGGUUUGCCGGAACCCUGGAGCACAUCUUUGAAAGCACUAUUGCCCAAGUGACUAUCCAGACUCCACAGCUUGACAUCAACACAGUGGCCGCAGGAGGUGGAUCGAUGCUCUUCUGGGAGAAUGGUCUGUUUAAAGUUGGCCCUCAUAGCGCCGGAGCCCAUCCUGGCCCAGCAUGCUACGGGCGAGGCGGACCAUUGACCGUGACGGACGCCAAUUUCUUCCUCGGCCGUGUUAUUCCCGAAUACUUCCCGAUGCCCCUUGACUUGAACGUCGUCAAAGAGAAAUUUACGGCACUCACAGCAGUCAUUAAUGCCGAGAAAGAUGGCUCGUCACAGCUCACGCCGGAGGAAGUGGCGGUGGGAUUCCUCUCAAUCGCGAAUGCAACUAUGACUCGCCCUAUCCGAACGUUGAGUGAGGGCCGCGGAUUUGAGACUGCUGCUCACAACCUUUGCUGCUUCGGUGGAGCUGGUGGACAGCACGCGGUUGCUAUUGCGAGGGAUCUUGGAAUUCGCCGAGCGCUUAUUCCUCGUUACUCGAGUAUCUUAUCCGCCUACGGAAUGGCCCUUGCCGACGUGGUCGUUGAGAAUCAAGAGCCCGAUGCAACAUCUUUCAACGUGGAAGUUAUUCCCAGGCUCGAAGGGAGGUUUUCCAGACUUAAAGAGGCUGGUGUGGCAGGCCUCAUUUCUCAGGGCUUCUCAGAGUCCCAGAUUCGCCACGAGCUUUUCUUGAAUAUGCGUUAUCAAGGAAGCGACACGGCACUGAUGAUUGCCAAGCCAGAGACCAACAACUUCGAGGACUUUGGAAAUGCAUUUGCCGCUCGUCAUCAGCAGGAGUUUGGAUUCACACAGCCGCGAGAGAUUUUGAUCGACGAUGUUCGAGUGCGAAGUAUCGGCAAGGGUAUGGAUGUGACCCUUUCAAGCCCAUGCGCAGAACUUAAGAAGCUUGUCGAUUCCCCUCCUUCCACCCCAAUCCAGCCAGAGCGAAAGAUUGAGGUCUACUUUGAACAGUGUGGUUGGGUUGAGGUUGGCCUUUACUCGCUCAAGGGCCUUUCACCUGGUACUCGCAUCAGCGGUCCUGCUAUGGUUAUUGACAAGACUCAAACGAUCAUCGUCGACCCGGCUAGCGAAGCUAUCAUUCUACUAGAGCACGUUGUGAUUGAGAUCUCGGGAACGGAGAAGCCUGAGAUUAGCACUGAUGCCGUCGAUCCCGUACAGCUCAGUGUCUUUGGUCACCGUUUCAUGAGCGUUGCAGAGCAGAUGGGACAGACCAUGCAGAAGACCUCAAUUUCAGUGAACAUUAAGGAGAGGUUAGACUACUCUUGCGCUGUCUUUUCAGGAGAUGGCAGUCUGGUGGCCAAUGCACCUCAUAUUCCCGGCCAUCUGGGUUCAAUGAGCUAUGCGAUUGCUUAUCAAGCUCGUCGUUACAAACCCGGCGAGUUGAAACCCGGUGAUGUACUUCUGAGCAACCACCCUAGUGCGGGCGGCACCCAUUUACCUGAUUUGACCGUCACAACACCUGUAUUUGACGAUGACGAGAAUCCCACAAAAGUCCUGUUCUUCGUCGCCAACAGAGGUCACCAUGCAGACAUUGGAGGCAUCCAGCCAGGCUCCAUGCCCCCACACUCCACAGAGCUCUGGCAAGAAGGAGCCGCUGUUGAAUCCUUCAAGAUCGUCAAGGAGGGCGAAUUUGACGAACCGGGCUUGAUCGAAGUUUUGGUCGAUAUCCCGGCGUCAUACCCUGGUUCAAGUGGCACUCGCACUCUCCGCGAUAAUAUCGCUGAUCUCAAAGCUGCGAUUGCUUCAAAUAACAAGGGCAUCCACCUGAUCAAGUCAUUGAUCAAGGAAUACACUUGGCCUGUGGUCCAAUAUUACAUGCAGGCGAUUCAAGACAAUGCUAGCCAGUCUACACGCGAUCUUCUCAAGGUUAUUGCUCAGAAGUUCCAAGGGCAGCCCUUGGAAGCCAUUGAUUACAUCGAUGAUGGAACCCCUCUGGCUCUGAAAAUCACGAUUGAGGAGAGUGGAGAUGCGGUAUUCGAUUUCACCGGAACUGGGCCUGAGCACUUUGGUAACUUGAACUGCCCGCCAGCUAUCAUGUACUCUGGAAUCAUGUAUUGCCUUCGAUCAAUGAUCUCAUCCGAUAUCCCACUCAACCAGGGCUGUCUCAAGCCCAUCAAAUUGAUCUGCCCCCCUAAUACCCUCCUAUCUCCAUCCCUCAAAGCAGCCACCGUGGGUUCUAAUGUCGAGACGUCCCAAAGAAUCGUGGACUUAAUCUUCAAGGCAUUCCGUGCAGCCGCGGCUUCGCAAGGAACCUGCAACAACUUGACUUUUGGCUACGGCGGCACUGACCCCGUUACCGGGGUAGUCACCAAGGGCUUUGGCUAUUACGAGACAAUCGCCGGCGGCUCUGGUGCCGGCGCAGACUGGGAUGGCGAGAGCGGCGUUCACACGCACAUCACCAACACCCGCAUCUCAGACCCCGAGACCUUCGAACGACGCUAUCCGGUUGUCCUUCACGAAUUCUCUAUUCGGAAGGGUAGCGGCGGUGCCGGUCGACACCGUGGUGGCGAUGGGUGCAUCCGCGACAUUGAGUUCCGGUUACCAAUGCAGGUAUCAAUCUUGUCAGAAAGGCGCGUGAUUGCGCCCUACGGUAUGGCUGGUGGUGAGGAGGGGAAGAGAGGUGUCAAUAUCUGGCUGAGGAAGUAUCCUGAUGGGACGAGUAGGUCUAUUAGUAUGGGUGGUAAGGCCACGACGCAGAUGAGCGCUGGUGAUCAUAUCAUUGUCUACACACCUGGAGGUGGUGGCUAUGGUAAGGACCCGAAUAUGAAGGAGGAACAGGUCUUGUCGGAUAUCUUCAAGAUUAAAGACAAGUUUGUGCCUGGUUCGUCGGUCCUUCGGACACAAGGGAGUGUUUCGGAGAGAACUUCGACGGCUACUGGUAAUUAA
This is a messenger RNA of Penicillium cataractarum, 3945 nucleotides long. RefSeq lists its product as uncharacterized. Bases 1 to 3945 code for a protein of 1314 amino acids. The record is from RefSeq and is a predicted model, not a curated record. Gene Ontology annotation, molecular function: 5-oxoprolinase (ATP-hydrolyzing) activity. Gene Ontology annotation, biological process: glutathione metabolic process. Gene Ontology annotation, cellular component: cytosol. The transcript is spliced from 3 exons. NCBI's taxonomy places the organism in Eukaryota, Fungi, Ascomycota, Eurotiomycetes, Eurotiales, Aspergillaceae.